CGCUGUCCUCCGCCGCGGAGCGAUGUCGUCGGCGCUGGCGGUGUCUGGCGCCCUCGGUCCGUGUGGAGGAGCCCAGGUCGGGACCCGGCUGCGUGGAGCGUCCGCCAUGAGGAGAAGUGAAGUGCUGGCCGAGGAGUCCGUCGUCUGUCUCCAGAAAGCCCUAGUAGACCUUCGGGAGAUAUGGGAGCUGAUUGGGAUUCCAGAAGACCAGCGCUUGCAAAGAACGGAGGUGGUGAAAAAGCAUAUCAAGGAUCUCCUGGAUAGGAUGAUUGCUGAAGAGGAGAGCCUGAAAGAGAGGCUUAUCAAAAGCAUAUCUGUCUGUCAGAAGGAGCUAAACACCUUGUGCAGUGAGUUACGUGUAGAGCCUUUCCAGGAGGAAGGAGAAGUGACUAUCUUACAGCUAGAGAAAGACUUGCGCACGCAGGUUGAAUUGAUGAGAAAGCAGAAGAAGGACAGAAAACAGGAACUGAAGCUACUUAAAGAACAAGAUCAAGAGCUGUGUGAGAUUCUUUGCGUGCCCCAUUAUGACACUGGUAGCAUGCUGGUUCCCAGCAUAGAAGACCUGAACCAGCUGAGGAAACAUGUGACGUUUCUUCGAGAAACAAAGAACUCUAGACAUGAGGAGUUUGUGAACAUAAAGAGACAAAUCAUCCUGUGUAUGGAAGAACUGGAACACACUCCAGACACUAGCUUCGAAAGAGAUGUGGUGUGUGAAGAUGAAGAUGCCUUCUGUUUGUCUUUGGAGAACAUCACAACCCUACGGAAGCUGCUGCAACAGCUGGAAAUGCGCAAGUCACAGAAUGAAGCAUUGUGUGAGGGGCUACGUGUGCAAAUCCAAGAGCUCUGGGCUAGGCUGCAGAUACCUGAGGAGGAGAGAAAAGCCAUGAAUACUUUUAUGACCGGCUCAAAGGCCAACAUCAGGAAAGCGCUGCGAUUAGAAGUGGAUCGGUUAGAAGAGUUAAAAAUGCAAAACCUGAAGAAAGUGAUUGAGGCCGUUCGAGCAGAAGUGGCUCAGUAUUGGGACCAGUGUUUUUACAGCCUGGAACAGAGACAGGCUUUUUCCCCCUACUAUGCUGAUAAUUUUACAGAAAACCUGCUGCAGCAACAUGAUGCUGAGGUUGUACGGUUAAAAAACUACUAUGAAGCUCACAAGGAACUCUUUGAAGGUGUUCAUAAGUGGGAAGAGAGCUGGAAGCUCUUCUUAGAAUUUGAGAGAAAAGCUUCAGAUCCAAGUCGAUUUACAAACAGAGGAGGAAAUCUUUUAAAAGAAGAAAAACAGAGAGCCAAACUCCAGAAAACACUCCCGAAGCUGGAAGAGGAGUUGAAGGCCCAGAUUGAAAUGUGGGAGCGGGAGCAUUCAAAGUCCUUUGUGGUGAAUGGGAAGAGCUUCAUGGACUAUGUGGCGGAGCAGUGGCAGCUACAUCUGCUGGAGAAAGAGCAAGCCAAGCAGGAGCGGCAAUUAAAGAAUAAGAAACAGACGGAGAAGGAGAUGCUCUACGGCAGCACUCCCCGCACAUCCAAGCGGAGAGGACUCACCCCGAACACACCUGGCAAAGUGCGCAAGCUGAACACGACCACCAUGUCCAAUGCUACAGCCAACAGCAGCCUUCGGCCCGUCUUUGGGGGCACGAUGUAUCGCUCCCCAAUGUCUCGACUUCCUCCUUCUGGCAGCAAGCCAGUUAUGUCUUCUACCUGUUCCGGGAAGAAAACGCCUCGUGCUGGCAGGCAUGGGGCCAACAAGGAGAACGUGGAGCUCAACGGCAGCUUCCUGAGCGGUGGGUACCCUGACUCGGCCCCCCUGCAGCGCAACUUCAGCGUUAAUUCUGUUGCCAGCACCUAUUCUGAGUUUGCGAAGGAGCCACCCCUCUCUGACAGCUCUGCUGUUGGGCUUCAGAGGAGGUGACAGUGCUUACGGUGAACAAAGAAGCGGGAACUCUCAAAAGCCUCCAAAUCUGAUGCUGAUUCUCGAAUCCUCAAUUCAACCAACAUUUACUCCUGAGGAGCGCUGACCGUGUGGCCGGCUCUGCAUUCCUAUUCCUAGACUGGUGAUGAACAGGGGAACCCAGACAGGUUCUAGGGAUGUGAGUGGACGGCCACAGGACUGGGUUUCACCCAAGACCCUGUAAAACCUGGUCACGUCCGAGUACAAAUGUAGUAUCUGGGACUUUUUCUGUCGCAUUGUUCUUACUAGAGGCAUGACCGAGAGCUUGUUAUCGUAGGUACGUGAAGUAAUUUUCUGGUUAGCUUGUAUAAUUAUUAAUUACCAUGCUUGUUGUAUAAUUAGCAACUUAUUUGACUAAUUGUGUAGCUACUGGUAACUUUGCUGUCGCCACAGUCUGCUGAGGGGAGGUAGCACGCCACACCUGGACAGUGGGUUCAGCCCACCCCAGCAGCUUUGCACACGCUACCCACUAGGGAGCUGUUCCUGCACUUGCACCCAGGGGUGGACCCCUCCCAAGACACUAUUAUUUAUUCCUGCCCUGCCUGCACUACUGCUGUCAGUACACCACCUGCUUCCCGAAGGCUGACCUGUGCUGACCUGGUCCAUGAUGUCAGCCUCUCUAGUGAGGUAUAUAAUCUUGUUUUAAUAGAUAUAUAUAGACAUAUGUUUUUAAAAUAAAAUGUAUACUUUACCUUUCAAAAAUACACAUUGUGAUGUCACUUUUCCUCAAAUCAGUUAUUUGUGGUGUUUGGCCUGUUGAC
Messenger RNA from Dipodomys spectabilis (banner-tailed kangaroo rat), 2703 nucleotides. RefSeq names its product protein regulator of cytokinesis 1 (gene Prc1). Gene Ontology annotation, molecular function: microtubule binding. Gene Ontology annotation, cellular component: mitotic spindle midzone; cytoplasm; spindle. Lineage: Eukaryota; Metazoa; Chordata; Mammalia; Rodentia; Heteromyidae. The record is from RefSeq and is a predicted model, not a curated record. The coding region runs from base 23 to 1903 and encodes 626 amino acids. Gene Ontology annotation, biological process: mitotic spindle midzone assembly; microtubule cytoskeleton organization. The transcript is spliced from 16 exons.